Molecule: messenger RNA, 1931 nt
Organism: Drosophila virilis
Lineage: Eukaryota; Metazoa; Arthropoda; Insecta; Diptera; Drosophilidae
Gene: dgt1
Product: dim gamma-tubulin 1
Cellular component (GO): NSL complex
Source: RefSeq, a predicted model, not a curated record
UAUCAAUAAGAAUCGGCCAUCUCUAACAGUAGCAACGCAUUUUUCAGUCGCAUCGCCGAAAAUUCUGUCACAGCAUAGACACAAAAUGGCAAGUUUUUCGCCAAACCAAUUGCGCCAAUGCGCACGGUUUACGGGCACUGCCUGCACACCGGAAAAGGAGCAAAAGCUACGCGAACAAAUCCACAGCGAACUGGCAAAAAUCAAAUACUGCAGCAAUCCGACCUAUGCCUGCAGCUUAAUGCGCCUCGACGGCUACGAGUAUUGCAUUCGACACAUUCUGCGUGAUCCGCGCGCCAAUUAUCGCCAGUGCACCCAUGUGUUCCCCAAUGGACGCAAGUGCGCCAAUGCCGUUCCCAAAUUGGAUACCAAAAAGGAGCCGAUUCUCACCACACUCUGCUUCGAGCACAACCGUCAGACGCAGCUGCAAAAGACCCAUCUAUCAGUGGGUCGUCUGCGUAGUCGCGUCGAGACUAAUGAGACGCUCCUGAAUAGUCUGUCACAUCACGUGAAUGUCGAGGACAUCAAGCCGGAACUGCCCAAACCGGAGCCGGAUGAUGAUGAAAUCGAUGUGGUGUCGCCGCAUGUGACGCCUUUUGUCAAUCAGGAUCAUACGAAUUCCAUACCACAAGUUGUGGCUAGUGUGCGCAAGCGUUGUCGUAUUUUGGAUUAUGCCUCGGAUAGCUCCAGUAAUGAUGAGGAUCCGCCUUGCCUAAGGAAUACGGCAAAAGAUCUGGAGUUCUUUGAAUCCGACUAUGAGAGCGUCGAUUCCGAGGAGGACGAUCCGCUCAAGCAUGCCGGCGUCUAUACACGCGCAGAGGCUGUGCGUCUGUCUGAGCUGAAGCUGAUCAAGCUGCAAGGCUUGUACCGCGAUCAGAUUACACAUUUGCAGCAUGUCUUAAAGCAGCGACGGCGCAGCUAUUUGCAGGAUAUACGUCGCGAGCGCGAAACAUACUGCAGCAUUCAUGACCAGCUCAAGGAGACGCCGCACGAGCGCAAACUGUAUGAACAAUUGAAGGCGUUGAAUGGCUAUCAUCGCCGACAGGGCAUGGAGGCGGUGCUCUAUAAAAAGAUGAAAGAGAAACGGGCACGCGACACUGUGAUACCCGCCAAGGCCUCCAGUCAGCCGAAGUGCGUGUUUACCGAGGGCGGCGUCAAGUGUGGCGAACGCACGUUGCCCUGCUGCAAACAUUGUCGCAAGCACAUACUCGAGGAUAAGCGUCAGGUGUUGUAUCGUGCCUGCGGCGUCGAGCGCAGCGGUGUGGUGUGUCAAGAGCCAGUCGCCAGCAUACUCGAGGACUCGACAUGUGUGCUGCAUUUGAGCGUGGCGCCGGCCAAGCGCCAGUAUAUACAAAAGUUUUAUGAAGUGCCGAGCAUACCGUCGAUCGAAAGUAUAUUUGCGACUGGCGGCGGCGGCGGUGGCGGUGGCAGUGUGGAUACUUUUAUCGGUGACGGUGAACAAAUUGAUGAGUCUCUCGAUUCGGCGGGUACUCACAAUGAUCUAUUGGACUUAACAAGUGGUAUAUUCGAUUUUGAUCAUGAUACCGCCGAAGAUCUGGCUAAUUCAAUUGAUCAAAAUUAUGCCAUGUUACUUGAUAUGGACUGUAGUGAGCUGGGGCUGGGGCUCGAAGAUCCAUUUAUGACCGAUCGUAGCAUUAUUUUCGAAAAUCAAGAUCAAAUUUCCAAUCCAGAUGAAGCCACCUCAACCGAUGCUAUUUCGAAUGAAAACUCCAAUCCAAAUGCCAUGCAAAACGAUCAGAAUUUUGAAUUUAAUCAAACCGAGGGUGAUAUGUUGAAUAUUCUCGAAGGCAUUGAACAGCUGCCCUGGUUCGAUGCACUGCUCAACUAAUUGAAAUCAUUAACUGCAUAAAUGCGAAUCUGAGACAGAGGACGAAGAAUCGUCUUCCACAAACGUUAAGCGUGAGAUCAAGCAA